This is a messenger RNA of Gamsiella multidivaricata, 1040 nucleotides long. RefSeq lists its product as uncharacterized. The transcript has a single exon. The record is from RefSeq and is a predicted model, not a curated record. Lineage: Eukaryota; Fungi; Mortierellomycota; Mortierellomycetes; Mortierellales; Mortierellaceae. The coding region runs from base 388 to 963 and encodes 191 amino acids.
CAGAUUGCUGCUCAGGAAGAUGUGCUUAUUGGUGAACCGCAGCGAGGCUUGGCUGCAACCGCAUCAUCCUUGGCGGAGUUGUCUUCUGUCAUCGCAGCGGUCUCCCAGACGAACAACACAACCGAGACAGCUCAACCACAGGACGUAUUGGUGGACCGACUCGAGGAAGUCGAGCAAACGCUCGCUGCGCUGUCCUCUUCUUCAACGUCAACUCCUGGGGACCAUCAUGACCAGCAACAGCCCAGAGAUCAUCAAGACCAGCAACAGCCUAGAGACCAGAAGCAGAACAAGAAACCAGAAUCAAACCAGCCACAACCGGCCUACGAUGACAAUGACUCCCCAAAUAGGACGUUUCUUCGUUCCACAACCGAGGCCAUCAAGCGGAUAAUGAUCGACAUUGAACUAAACCCACCGAGAGGCACUGCAAAACCAGUACUGCCGGACCCUGCCACAAUCGACGGCGACAUCUGGGUCAUCUGGUGCGAGUCUUCCAAUGGGAAAGAUUAUAGGGCACAGCUUUUCAAGCUAAUUGAGAGCUUCCGAGAGAAGGAGGAGAAGGAACGGAAGAGACUACGUGAUUUGGACACGCGUAUAUACGAGAACGACGAUUCACCCCACCGACGGCACCUGCAGUCCAAGAUUACUCUUGUGAAGCAGGCUGUAUUCGAUUUUCAGCCCCAAAAAGCAGCUGGGAAGAAACGGCCAGAUCUCUCCUCCGAUGCCUACUCGAUGGAUGUCGACGUGUUCCUGCUUUGGUGUAUUCAGACGCAUGCCUAUAGAUUGUAUUCAUGGAUGAAUUACUGUUCGAUAGAUCGAUUCUAUGUGCUGAAAAACGAACAAAACCGUUACGAAUUGGAUUCUGUUACGCUAGUUAAUCAUCUACAGAAGAAGGGCGAAGAAGAGAGACAGUAUCUGGUCGAGCGGAGCCAUAAACGCGACGCACAUACCGAGCUAGAGAUUUGAUUGACAGCUCUUCAAAUAAUAUAAAGCGCACCCGCUCCUUAAGAAAGCCCAGCGCUGUAAACCGCUUUCUUGGCCCA